UGGUAGGAGCUUAGAUCCGGGGACCUCCGCAGUCAUUUGAGGCUCGCAGUGGAAAGAAUUGGAAAUAUUUCCCGGUUGGAUAGUCGUCGACGUGGAGACAGACGCCGUUUUCUAAUAAAAUAGUCCGAGGACUUCAAGUUGUUUCAAUGCUUCGAUAUCGUUUUAGCUUUCAGCACUGUAAACAUCUAUUCGGUGGAAGAUAAUACGUACCCAGGCUCCUGGCAGCUGGGCCGUUACAUCACAUCGCAUCAUCGACCUUACAACCCUACCUAAGGUAGGUAGCAAAGACAACGCUCCGCGGGGAGAACACUUUUUGGCUCUUACACGAGCUGGUCAGACGGCCAACAAAAGCAACGUAGUAGUCUCAUCAAGAAUCAUGGCGACCGAGAAGCCAACGUGCCGCUGGGGAAUAGUAUCAACCGGGCUGAUAUCGUCCUGGUUUGUGGAAGACCUACAGCUCGAGCGACGAGACGCCAAAGCCAACCACAUCAUCCAAUGCAUUGGGUCGUCAUCGCUUGAAAAAGGACAGGCGUUCGUAGCCAAGCACUGUCCCAAGAUCAGGCCGACCAUCUACACAUCAUACGACGGAGUAUACACGGACCCGGACGUCGACUGCGUGUACAUCGGGACACCGCACUCGUUCCACAAACAGAACUGUCUCGACGCCAUCGCCGCGGGCAAGAACGUGCUCUGCGAGAAGCCGUUCGCGAUCAACGCGCGCGAAGCAAAGGAAGUGCUGGACGCCGCCAGACAAAAAGGCGUUUAUGUCCACGAGGCCAUGUGGCUUCGACACCGACCACUCGUGUUUCAUCUGAGGAAACUGCUGUACGAAGACAGAGCGAUCGGCGACGUGUUUCGCAUGAGGUCCGACUUUGCCAUGUUCAUGGAUAUCCCUAACUUGCCAGAUACGUCACGGUACAAGGACCUCGCGCUGGGUGCUGGAUCGUUGCUCGAUAUCGGUAUCUAUUCCCUGACAUGGGGAAUUUUGACACUAGAUCAGGACACGCCAUCCCGGAGUGAGGAUCCCAAGAUCCUUGCCGCGCAAACCCACGAAGACGGUAUCGAGGUGACUUCGAGUGUGAUUCUGCAGUAUCCUGCAUCCGGACGACAGGGGAUAAUCAGUUCUACGACAAUGUCGAAUGCCGUCUCUGAUCUCGUCUGUCGUGUCCAGGGUACUGAGGGGUAUAUCGAUGUCGAGGGCUCGGCGCCAUCUCACCCUGCUUCCUUUACUGUGUACAAGAAACAAAAGGGUGCCGCUGCUGAUGCCUUGGCUGAAGUCACGAGGUAUGAUUACUCGGAGUCGGCGCGGGGGUUUAUUUACGAGGCAGAUGAUACUGCGCUUGACCUGGCUGCGGGACGGAAAGAGAGUCCUAUCAUGCCGUGGAAGGAAACGAUUCGAGUCAUGGAGAUUCUUGAUGAAAUCCGCCGGCAGGGCGGGACCAGAUAUCCUCAGGAUGGAGAGUAGUCAUAUGCAUAACUAUAGUCGGUCGCAUCUGCUCUGACGCAAAAUAUAUGUAUCCUUUCGAAAAGCAUUCUUUCGUCGUCCCAGCCUGGCGACGGUACGGUUAAAGCAUCGCAGCCUCG
This is a messenger RNA of Exophiala dermatitidis NIH/UT8656, 1584 nucleotides long. Its product is annotated as dimeric dihydrodiol dehydrogenase. The transcript has 2 exons. The coding region runs from base 377 to 1465 and encodes 362 amino acids. NCBI's taxonomy places the organism in Eukaryota, Fungi, Ascomycota, Eurotiomycetes, Chaetothyriales, Herpotrichiellaceae. Gene Ontology annotation, molecular function: nucleotide binding. The record is from RefSeq and is a predicted model, not a curated record.